GUCAACACGUCGUACCACCACUAUUACGGAUCGGACAGGCCGAUACGCUUUCCUACUUUUCGUACGUGUUGAGCUUGUUGAAUAAUGCAUCGCGUAACGACGACGACGUCGUCGACGAUGACGGCGCUUCGUCGAACGUUACGAAUUUUAACGACGACGAUCGCGCGACGACGGCGUCGCGACGUACAGUAAUCAAGUAAUGUCCGCGAAAUUGUCGAGUGAAUACGAACGGUGCACUUUGGGUUCUUUGUCCUCCGCGCAACGAUUAUGCGAACGGCGCGCUUCACGCCCGUCGUCUCGUCACGCGAAUAAUCUCUCUCCUCGCUCUCUCCUACUGAUAAAUAAACCUCUAAUUUGGCAAUAAAAAAUGUCUGCGGAAUCACCAAGGCGAGGCGUGCAUAAAGGAGCUCAAAUCGUUUCACCUCAGCCCAUAGUAGAUCGAUCAAUUAUUGAUAGUGUUGCUGGGAUCAUAAAUGAUAUAGUACCACAGGGAUAUGCCGGAGUAUCCAAUUCUGAUAAUAAGGAAACCAUAUCAUGGGCGCGGUUUGAAUACGCGGACAUAAAUGACCCUGCUUUAUAUCCUGAUUACAAUACAGAAGGUUCCAGUACACCACCGUUGUUAUUGGUAUUAGGAUACGCGGUUGGCGUUCAGGUAUGGCUGAUAGCAGCAACGGGAGAGGCAACGGAGAUCCUAUCAUGGCGACAAGGCGUGGUUCGUAUUCUUCGAAUUCUACCAAAUCCAAAGACUGACGACGAACAUGUCGAUGAAUUUGAAGCGAAACGGCCGAUGGUAGCGGUCUGCUCUGAGCCGGAUUCAACUCUUCCGGGACCAAAAUUUUGCGACGUUAAUUUCAUCUCCUUGAAAACCGGCGAGUCAAUACACAGCGUAGGAUUCAAGCAUUCUGUCUGCGACGUGUUGGCGAACAGGCGAUCCGUGGUUAUAACGUUAUUAGAAAAAAUUGCGGUCUUCGAUGCUAGAACAUUGCAAAAUAACAUAACAAUCACGACUUGCUAUGCCAGUCCUGGCCCGAAUCCAAAUCCCAUCGCUUUAGGAACGCGAUGGCUCGCUUAUAGCGAGAAAAAAUUAAUACCCGCAAGAAGAAGCAGCGGUGGUUGCGAAGGGGAAGGCGUUCAGAGUUAUACAGCGACGGUUUUAUAUGCAGCGAAAUCGCUAGGGAAAGGUCUUCGCGGAUUAGGGGAAACCGUAGCGUCGAGUCUCACGGGGAAUUCAGUGUCGCCGAUGGCUAUCAAUAACGCGGGCAAUGACGUAACGCAACCAGGUGUCGUUACAAUAUUGGAUCUUCAGAUCGCGAAAGACGAGAAAGAGUUGGAUGACACUAAUGCGGAUGCUGUAAUUGCUCAUUUUACUGCUCACAGCGACGCGAUCGUUGCCAUGACUUUCGACUUAACCGGCGCGUUAUUGAUGACAGCGGACAAGAGAGGACAUGACUUCCACAUAUUCAGAAUCCAGCCGCAUCCUGGCGGAUCAACACUAGCGGCGGUGCAUCAUUUGUAUAUUUUACAUCGUGGCGAUACUACCGCUAAAGUACAGGACAUGGUAUUUUCGAGCGAUACACGUUGGGCCGCUAUUUCAACCGUGAGAGGUACAACGCACGUUUUUCCUGUUGCACCUUACGGAGGUCCUGUUGGCGUCAGGACACAUUCCACACCCAAUGUCGUCAAUAGACUAUCAAGAUUCCAUAAAAGUGCAGGCUUGACGGACGAUGGUACCCGAUCCCACUCUCCUGUGUCUCAUACCGAACUACCUUUAUCUGUAUAUCCAUAUUCCAAUCCUCGACUUCCUCCGUAUCCUCAUCCAACGAUAUUACAUCCUUUGUCACAAAUUCGACAACCAUCUUCUCUAAAUCAAAUCAACAGCUCCACACAACCGAGACCACAACAAAGACAACGAUUACAUUCUGACGAUAAUGGGACUUUACCGUUGAAGAUCUGCGCGUGUUUCGCUCCUCCAAGAGCUUGGAUGUAUGCGCAAAGGGAAUCCAGUAGCAAGGUUGUCAAAAGAGCAGUCGAUUCUCUUUUCAUCAUGGCAUGUCACGGAAACAUGAUACAAUAUGACUUGGAUCCUAAACCAGCUGCUGGUGUGCCAAAGGAAAAAGUUUGCGACGACACCACGAUUGAAUUGGAGGUCGAAGCAAAGGGCCAGUGGCCACUUUGUAGGUCCCCUAAUUCGUCAGAUCUUGUCCCACCGUUAUCUCUGUCGAACCCAUUACUUAGCAUUUCGUUCGCACCAAAGAACAAUCAGGAAUUUGACACGAUCGAGGAUCGUUGGUUGAGUCAAGUGGAGAUCGUAACCCAUGCUGGACCACACAGACGAUUGUGGAUGGGACCACAAUUCGUUUUUAAGACUUACAAUGCACCUAGCGGUGUUGCUGUCAAUCUGGUCGAAGCGGAGGCAGUCGAGAUUGGAAUUACUGGGUCGCGUCCAGCGAGAUCGAAGCCCGUUAAUAUGCCUCAUGCGGCGUCUAGACCGUUAAUGCCAGUUGUCAUCGAUGGAUCAGGAAGCAGUUAUGAGCAAUCGCCAAGAUUCAUGGAGGCUUAUGGUGAUCCUCUAGACAGCGAGAACGUGGCCGUUGGUAGCUGCGAGAGUCAACUGAGAGAGGAUCUUGCGGAAGCUAUGCUCGAAAUAUCAAUUGCAUCGCAUCGUGCUCCAGGGAGGCGUACGGUAUUUGAGAGGGUGGGUCAGCCGGUAACUAAAGUCGUCAACCCUCACACCGGCACCGUGAUUACCGUGUCGGCCGACGAGGAUGGGGACGCUAUUAGCUCCAUACAGGAGUACGACUCCGCCGCGGAGGAGAUGCACGCACCUAGAAGCGUGUGCGCCGAGGAGGGUCCGGCCUCGCUCGGUGCGGUUGAUCUCCCAGAUGAGUCGGACAGCCGGGCGCUGAAUCGCAAGCUCACAGAGAUCUGCGCGGAGAUGCGCUCGGCAAGCGAGCCGGCGAUCAACAGCGUGCCUGAUGAAAACAUAUGCGAGCUACAGGAGCGUCGUGCUCUAUGCGCGGAGAUGGCGGCCACGACGACGACAACAACAUCAAUCGACUACGAAAAGGAGGAGGCGUUCUGCGAGGUGCCGACGAGUCUCAGUCUGUGUGCCCAACCAGGUGAGAUUCCGAGCAGCCCUAUGACACAGGCGAAAGAGACCGCGUUAUGGUGCAGCAAGGGAAGAUCUACCGAUAGUCGUACUGAGGACUAUCGUAGCGAGGCUCACGAGAGGCAUCUCGCCAAAGCCAAGUACGUCGUCAGCUACGACGAUGAUAGCGUUACGCUAAUGGAGAACAAAACGAUGCGAAGCGAUAGAAAUAUCGAGAUAUGGCAGCCGAACUUAGAUGAAACAGUCAAGAGACCUGUCGCGAGAAGAGCCGUCGUUGAUUCCGAAAGAAUCUCAAGUUCCGGUACCACACAGAAACGCCCAAUUGAACAGCGGAUGACGCGUGCGGAAAAAUACAUUGUUAAAGAGGACGAUGAUAAUGUCAUCAUCGAGGACGCGCGACGCAUGGAUUCGACGAUGAGUGUUGAUGUGAGGAAAGAGGAAACUGACACUGAUAAGAAGAGAGUCGAGAACGCAAGAGAUAUCAAAGUAGCGAGAAACAAAUAUGAGAUGAUACGCAAAAAUAAUGAAUGGAAGAGUCAUGGUUCUCUAGAGGAAUUCACCGAUAAGAAUCGAGUUAUGCUCAAAAAUAGAGAAAUUAAACGCACAAGAGAGGUAUCUUCUGAUAGGUAUAUUGACUUGUCCGAGCCAAUGGAAUCGAUUGCUGACGUAAUUGUGAAGAGAGAAAAUCCUGUAAAACCCGUCUUGGAUGUGGAAAAAAAUGUGAGAUUGCUAUUUGAUCAUUACAAUGAGUAUGAUAAUGAUAAUGAGUUGCCAUCGUUGGAUCCACCUCCGCUGGAUGAUUUCAGUUCCAUUGAGUAUCACAUGGUAGAGCCAUGCAAUCUUGGCAAAGACGUCGCUUUGACGUCCACUCAAUCCGACGACGACAUCGAGCACAUCCACGAGUCUGAGGUGAUGCAAAUGCGGAUGAAGGCUGACGCGGAUAAUGGUAGGUGCAAAGAUUCAGGUGUGACCGUCAACACGAUCGCGCAAUUUUCUUCUCCUGUGACGCGACGGAAAAGCAGCAAGAGCACGAUUUCGGACGAUGAUCUGGAGUAUAUACACAACGUCGACCUCGGUUUUGAAUCCACAAAUUCAGGCGAUGCCGGUACAACGACGUCCUUGACAAAGGCGAGCAAUAACAAUUCGCGUAGAAGGCAUAGUAGGCACACGUUGUCCUCUGAUGAUGAUCUGGAGCACGUUCAACUCUCGGAAGUCCAUGAGUUGGAACUUGACGCGGUGGCGAGAUUGUCGCAGAAAGAAUCUCUGCAGGCGACCCAGGAAAUGACGUCAGUGGAGCAGCAAGGAGCGAAGUCUAAGUCUGGCAAGAGACGAAAGGAUAUCAUGGUGAUUGAGAAAAACAAGGCAGAGGCCGCAGAGGUCACUGUAAUAUAUAAUCCACUGGAGGAGGUCUGGUCGAGGUCGGAGGAGAGCGAUAAACGCAGUUCCACUGAUUAUUUUAAAGAUAAGCCGGAGGGACCGUAUCCAAGCCCCACAAGAAGGGCUAAAAAUCGGGGCUCAAAGAUGAUAAAUUUCUCAUCUUCGCUGCUACCUGCCAAGCGGGCUUCUCAGACUACCGAUAGCGACAUCGUUGAAAUUAUCGACAUCGACGCGAUGCAGAAUUCCGAUACGACGCCAGAGUGCAAGAUUCUACCUGUCAUUGCCGGGGCGCGCACUCGGAAAUCUCGCAAGAGCAAGAAGUCGCAGUCAGACGGCCAGUCACAAGAGAACAGCUCGACGGAGCUCUCUAUCUCUGUCCUUUUGCCUUCAUUCUGUUCCUCUAAUGUGAAAAUGGCGGAACUGCAGGAGGCCGUGCAGGAAGCCGUGCGGGAAGAAUCGUUUGUGGAGCUCUGCUCCAAGGAUCAGGACUCAAAAGCUCUACCUUUAGCAGAGAUAUCCUGGAGCUCUAUCGUCAAGAAAAGCAUCUCUCCUUCCUCGGAUUCGCAGGAAACCCGCAAAGAAACGGAUCUCGAGCCGUUGAUAGAGGUGGAGGAGAAACUAGAGGCCGACGAACACGCGAAGAAGCUGGAGGAAGCGGAAUUCUGUGGCAGAGACAAUCCUACGUUCCUCGAACCUGUGGAACCUGUGGAACGCGUGAUGUGUGAACAUCAGAGUACGCGACAACGAGCAUACAAAACUGAAAAAGAAGAACAGGAGGAGAAGGAGUUUCUUUUCGAUGAGAAGGAUGACAUCGACGUGAUGGCGACGAUAACGGCGAAGAAGAGUAUCCUCGUAGACUUUCACGCACCUAUAGACGAAGAACCUUGCGUGGACAAGAAUAUCGCGCGCGUUACGACCUCUAUAGCGCGAACCAAGAUCUGUCGAGACAAGGGGGAUAACAAAGCGACGGAAGGCAGUCCUCUUUUCGCCUCGGAAGUACGAUCCGUCGUCAACGAGACACGUCGAGGUAACGUGGCAACCGAGAGGAGAGAAUCGCAAAGAGAAUCUUCUUUGCAGCUUCAACCGAUGCAGCGGCAGCAGGUAGGGAUCGGUGACAACGACAGCACUACCGGGACGUCCGAACGGUACGAUACGGCUUUUUCGAAGAUGUCCCUGGAAUGCGAUCGUGGGUACGCCGAAAAACGGAACGAAGCGGACCGCGAGGCGCCUGGCGAGCACUCAAUCGCCGCCAAAAAGGCGAGCAACAGAUCUAAGAGGAAAAAACGCAGAUGAGUAGAGGAUUGCUGCAUGGACGUGCCUAGGGCCAGCCUUGCUCUUUACAUACUCCUAAUGCAAGUGACAGGAGUAGAUUAGCGUUCAUACGUAACGGAAUAAGAUCACAUCGAAGUCCGAGCGUUCCGUGCGCGAUCUUGAAGAGCUAUUUCGCAUCGGGUAGCGUCGAACGGCGUUAUAAUGCUGAUAAAGCCCAUCUUUACUUCGUGUAAUACGCUAUCGAUUUCCAAGAAUUCGUUCCUGACACGAAAAUUAAUGUUUGAGACUAUUGCAAUCAUCCAACAGAAGACUUGUAAGUGAAAUCGAAAGCGUGUCGCGCCAUAUAUAUGUGAAUAUAUUUCAAAAUCGCGUUUCGUGUGGCCCUAUUCUCGUUUCAAUUAGUAAUUGAUAUCAAAAAUAUACGCGCGAACGGAUAUUGUGUUCGGGCGAAAUAGCGGGCAAGGUUGUGUUCUAGCCGAUAUUAGGACGUUAUUAGACGCUUUGACGCUAAUUCUAAUUGGGGCGUAAUAGAACUAACGAAAGAACUCCCAGAACAGGAUCGCGUUUCGCCAUCUGAGAUACAAUCGUGUAGCAAUUUCAAUUUGACUGCCUUAGAUCGUAAAGCGGUGAUGGAGCUUGGAUUGUACGUGGUGCAAACAAAUUGCGUGUAUCUAUGUUUGCCCAUUAUCGGUAACAUAAUUAUUUAGUGCAAUUAACGACGCGUGAUGAGCGUUUUUGGCCAUUAGGUGUUCAUUUACGGGAUUGAUCUUCUAACUAGCCCUAUUCUCAAACGACGAUGAUCAUCCGGUAUACAAUAGGCCAUAUAUUCGUUGGAGUACAAACAUCUUUUUUAAAUUCAUCCAGCUUUCGUUUACUGCCUACGGAUUAUAUUUCUCGUCGAGCGACGGUAGUAUACACAGGGGAAUUUUAUUAUCAAGUUGAAAAGGUUUUUAAUCAUAAUACUCUGUACACACAAAACACAUACACACAUACAAUUUGGAAUGACUAUAAUCUGAAACGAUUAUAAAUACUUUAAUUGUUUAUUUAGCUGUACAUAUUGUCUUCGUGCACUUUUGUAACGCUUAUUUGUUUUCGAGGACAUUUUAAAAAAAGGACUGUAUAUCAUUGAUCAUUUAUACGUAGUUCAGUAUUUCCUGAUAAAUUAUUGACAUAAUAACAAUAACGAUAGUAGUGAUAGGACAGAAAAGAGAGAACAUAAGAGAUCCAUUUUCACUGUAAUUCUUUAAGACGAUGUGUUCUACAUUCUCGAACCCGUUCAUCUUUACACAAACCACGUCUGUUCAAACGUUUACAAAAGUAUUGCUUUACCCACGUUUAGACACAGCUAGAUAUUGAAAAAGGUACUCUGUUUGAAACUGUGUUCAGAAUUGGGAAAUUUAGGCAACGCAGUGCGAGCAUCACAAAAACGGCGACGUUGAUGAUGUGAAGGAUAAAGAGUCAAUAUUUUUCUUAUAAAUAAUCUAAAUAAUGGAUAUAAUUCCGGACACUUCGGCCAUUUCAAAACUUGUCUUUAGUCUAACUAAAUUUCAUUCUCUCUCUCUCUCUCUCUCUCUCUCUCUCCC
Mycetomoellerius zeteki is the source of this 7341-nucleotide messenger RNA. RefSeq lists its product as uncharacterized. Bases 368 to 5779 code for a protein of 1803 amino acids. Lineage: Eukaryota; Metazoa; Arthropoda; Insecta; Hymenoptera; Formicidae. Gene Ontology annotation, biological process: response to starvation; autophagy. The transcript has 11 exons. The record is from RefSeq and is a predicted model, not a curated record. Gene Ontology annotation, molecular function: protein binding. Gene Ontology annotation, cellular component: cytoplasm.